CACAAUAUGGUGGACCUAUUCCUGGCCAUAGUGUGUGGAGUUAUCCUGGUUCCACCAAUCCCCAACACCGCCGUGUACCCCUGGUUGACUUCUUUCCAACUAAUGCGGUUCUAUCGAGUAAUCCUCCUCUUCCCAGGCAUGAAGACGCUCUUGCAAACUUCCUUGCUGCUCUCUUUGCCAUUCAGCUCUUUCGUGACGACGUGCCACCAGACUUUAAUCUGAAUUUCCAAGGCAUAGGAACAGCUUUUCUCGCAAUGUAUCAAGUUUUCUCGUCUGAAAAUUGGACCGAUAUACUUUGGGAGACGAGCAAUGCGGAAUUUCCCUUCAAGCAACAGAACUUUGAGGUAGCCGAGGAACAGAAGAGAGCAGAACAAGUCAACGCGUUCAUCCGUCGUGCAGAGCCUACGGCAACUACGAUAAAUUGGAUUGAUCGCUUCAACCCAUAUCGUCGUAUGAAGCCAAAGCCCAAGGCUAUCAAUGUGGACGCGUUACCAGACAAUUUGGUCCUUCCAAUCAAGAAAUCCGUCACUCAGGCUAGUGUCCGUGGAAUUAGCGAUACAGCGAUCAUCCAAGGGCCGUUAGGGACCAUGAGACGACUCAUGGGUAUGGACCCAACCUUCGAGGUGGUGCCUUUAUCUACAUUGAAUCGCACACGGCCAAAAUCAGAAGCUCGAGAUACUAUGGAACUAGACGAUACGGAACGGCAUUUGGAAGCUAUUAAUGCGGUCAAUCAUGACACUACUGCCGAAGACAACCGGAAUGCGCUUCUAGAAGACAGGGCCCAAAAGGCCGAUUUUAUUAGCGAGCACCCAUCUUAUGACACUACUCUCUGGAUCUUUACUCAGAGCAAUCCGAUUCGGCAAGUGUGUCAACGUCUCGUCCCACCGUCCAAUGGUGAUCAUGCCGAACGAAUCUAUGGUUUACCUCCUUCUCCUUGGCUUGAGUUCGGUUUCCGGGCCAUUGUAUUGGUGACAAUCAUCGCUGGUAUUAUCAUUGCCGGCAUUGCAGGUCCCAUGUAUCGACGCACAUAUUUCAGAAUUAACGGAACGCAAACCGUCGCUUGGUUUGAUUUGGCAGAGGCGGUCUUUGGAUUUCUUCUCGUUGUGGAGUUCUUUAUCAAAAUCAUUGCGGAUGGGUUUAUCUUCACGCCUAACGCUUACCUCCUCAACAUCUGGAAUUUCUUGGAUUUGGCCAUUCUCAUUGCCAUUUUGAUCAACGUAAUGACGUCUCUAAUCAUCCUCGGCGGACUUACGAGGGGGACAAGAGCUCUCAAAGCGUUCCGGGCGCUUCGUCUCAUCACUCUUAUUGGCUGGAUGCGGGAAACCUUCCACUCUGUCAUCAUCGCUGGUGCUCGUCGUAUCAUAGACGCAGCCGUGUUGGUAUGGGGUUUAAAUAUCUUCUCCGGGAAAAUGUUUGCUUGCAACGACGAUAGCGCUCUCGGAAAAGAUGACUGUCAAUUCGAGUACAUGGCGUCGCCUGUCGAUAAAUCUCUGACCUUUUUGGCUCCAAGA
Messenger RNA from Acaulospora colombiana, 1511 nucleotides. NCBI's taxonomy places the organism in Eukaryota, Fungi, Glomeromycota, Glomeromycetes, Diversisporales, Acaulosporaceae. The record is from the annotation of a GenBank genome assembly.